Psammomys obesus (fat sand rat) is the source of this 2196-nucleotide messenger RNA. RefSeq names its product ankyrin repeat domain-containing protein 26-like. The transcript has 15 exons. The record is from RefSeq and is a predicted model, not a curated record. The annotation marks the transcript as partial. NCBI's taxonomy places the organism in Eukaryota, Metazoa, Chordata, Mammalia, Rodentia, Muridae. Gene Ontology annotation, molecular function: protein binding.
AUGAGGAAGAUCUUUUGGUCCAAGAGAAGGGGCCUGGCCCCUGGCAGCUCCUCCACCGGCCAGUGGAUCACCUGCCUGGGCUGUGGGUGUGUUAGUGGUGAUAGCCCCGAAGUGCCCAGAUACCUCACCGGAUACUGUGCGGUGGGACAGAUCCACCGGGCUGCGAGUGUAGGCGCUGUAACUACAGUGGAGAGUUUUCUCACUUUCCGGGUAAAUGGUGUGAAUGACACAGACAAGAGGAACAGAACUGCUCUGCAUUAUGCUUGUGCACAUGGCCAUCUGGGAGUGGUAACUCUUCUAAUAGAGAGGAACUGUGACAUUAAUGCCUGUGAUGAUGACAGCUGCACACCUCUAAUUAAGGCCUCACAGCGCCAGCAUGAGGAAUGUGUGGCUCUCCUGCUGCAACACGGUGCUGACCCAAACGCUAUGGAUGCUCUUGGCAACACGGCCCUUCACUAUGCUGUGUGCAAUGAUAACACCUUCAUAGCGUCCCAGCUCCUUGAGCAUAGCGCAAACAUUGAAGCUAAAACAAAGGUUGAAGAGGGCAAGUACCAACUCCAGCAACUGGAUGUCGCACUGGAGAAAUCUGAUGACAGAACUGCUGGCAUUGUUGUUUCUGUCUCUGCUGCUGCUGCAGUGACCUCUGCUGUGUCCUCCUCCAAUGCUACUGUUAGUGCUGUGGUCACUGUUGCUGUCACUGCUGCUUUUGAGGCUGUCACUGCUACUGCCGAACACAAAGGCAAUGAACCAACUCUACAAAGGCACAGUGCGGCUACAAAUAAGGAGUUUGCUCUUGAGAAAAAAGAAGAACACAAUAAAAGUGGGAAAACUAUCAAGGAGGCCUCUGUUAUGAUAAGCAAUACCGUGAGAACGGUUUUAGACAGAUCAUUGAAGAGACUUCAGUUUCUCCCAGAAGACACGUUUGAAAUUACUGCUGUCUUUGGCAAGGAAGAACUGUGUUGGUCAAGCACAGGUCUAACUUUUAAUCCUGCUGAAUUUGUACAGCGUUGUAGAAAUAUUGCUACUAAGAGACACGCCAACUUCAACCAGGUAAAAAAGCAAGUAAAUAUUCUAGAAGGCCUUGAUGACUGGACUGUGCCAUCUGAAACAGCUUCAGAAGACUGUGAGUUGCUUCAUACUAAUGAUGAAUAUGCUUUGCUGCUGGAAGUUGAAUGCCUUAAGUUAGAGGACUCAGUAAAGAACCAAGCAGAAGAAAUUGAAGAGAUUGAGAAUCAACUAUUUAGAGAGGAUUUGCUGAGAUACAGACUUGGCAAGGUCCAGGUCCAGUCGGCAAAGGGCAGGUCUGGUGAGAUGAAGCCCAGCCGGAUGCAGGCAAUGGCUGCUGAGGCGGUUCUAUUCGUGGAAGUCUUAAAAGUGACAGAAAAAAAAUUAAAUGAAUGUGAAAAUAGAGAAUUAUAUUUCCAUGAAGAUAUGAGAAACAAAACAUUUGAAAUACUACGACAUGAGAUCAAUUAUCUUAAAGAUACAUGGGGACCUAUACAUUGCAAAUAUUUACAUCAAGAUAUAAACAUUCAGUUGACUGAGCAAGGAUUGUUAACAAUAAAAACAGACCAAGAGAAUUAUGAAAACCUACACGAGACUCAAGGAAACAUGGCAAAUGAAGUGCUAACCCUCAAACGUCUGUUUCAGGAGAGCCCUACUGGGAAGGAAUCAUCCCAAUGCUUCAAAAUCAAUGAGCUGGAGCAGCAGAUGAUGAAGUUGGAGAAAAUGAUCAUUCAGCUACAGAGGAUGACCUGUGAGAGGGAUGAACUGCAUGGAAUCCUGGCCCAUUUUUCUGACAAGGAUUUGAACAACAGGUUCAAUUUUGAACUGGCAAUCCUGAAUCUGGAACAUCUGAAAGUGAUGUCAGCCCUGUUGAAAUUGUCCCAGGGGUUAAGUGAGGCCUUGGAUGAUUACAAGGUGCUGACUAAGGACACUGAUUCCCUCAGCCUUCAUCACUGCCAGCUCAUGAUUGACUGGACUAAGCUGACGCUGCAAGUUACCACAUUGAGAAAGAAGAACAGAGAGCUGCAGAGGGAACAUAUUGUGCUGCAAAAUUGCUUUCAGGAGAAAAACAGGCUCUGUGAGGAGGCCCUUGAGAAGAUGUGUGGCCUCUGUGCCAAGAAGCAGCAGGAACUGGAAGUAUUGGAGAAAAGACUUCAGCCUCCACUGAAGAGAAUAAUGCUGGACACCCAG